Messenger RNA from Saccostrea cuccullata (small rock oyster), 930 nucleotides. Its product is annotated as short-chain collagen C4-like. The coding region runs from base 1 to 765 and encodes 254 amino acids. The transcript has 3 exons. The record is from RefSeq and is a predicted model, not a curated record. Lineage: Eukaryota; Metazoa; Mollusca; Bivalvia; Ostreida; Ostreidae.
AUGAAGUUCACUGUUUUUUCACUGUCAUUAUUUUGGUUUUUCUUCGGAACGGGGUCAACUGAAGAGAAACGCCUUCUUCUCAAUGAUCCACAACAGAUGCAGUCUGAAAUCCACGCCCUGCAACAAGAAGUGGAACAUUUCAGAGUCCAAAAGCAAGAAAUGGCGGAUCUAAAACAAAGGUUUGAACUGCUGGAAUCAAGUUCCAAGAAGUCCGGUUCCAUAUAUACUAGAUGGGGAAAGCACAGUUGUCCGAAAUUGAAUGGGACAGAAUUGGUCUAUGAAGGAACAGCAGGAGGUAGCCAUUUUUUAGAAAAGGGUAAUGGUGCUAAUACACUGUGUCUCCCACAUGAUCCUGAAUUGCUACCGGAUCAUUUCCCACUUUCAUCUAACCCCCUUACAACACUCGGCUUCGGCCAUAUCUAUGGCGGUGAAUAUGAAUUUAGUUUGAGAAAUAUGGUGAAAAAUGAUGAUGUGCCUUGCGCUGUCUGCCAUGCCAAAAUGGCGACUUCUUCGAUGAUGAUUCCCGCCAAACAAUCUUGUCCUACUGGAUGGUCAAAGCAGUAUUCUGGUCUACUAACGUCUAAUUAUUAUUCAUAUUCCACACUGGAAUACCUUUGUGUUGACGAAGAUCCUGACUUCAUUGAGAGAUCUCGACAAAACGAGAAUGGAAGGUUAUUUUAUCCUGUGAAAACUGUUUGCGGCUCUCUGCCUUGUCCGCCAUAUAAGAAUGAUUCAUUGGUUUCGUGUGUUGUAUGUACCAUAUAAGAAUUUAACAAAAUUAUGACGUCUUGUGUUAUGUUCCGGAACAGUAUAAUAAUUUCAGCAAUUUAGUUUUGUAUGCAAGAUGCAAUAAGUCAUAAUAAAAUUCAUCGGUGUCAUAUACAAUGUGUGGAAAAAGAAGUUCACUGUAAUCUGGCGAUGUUAUGAAAA